AUGACAUCUGUCAACACAAAUGUCUUGCCUGAUCAUUCUCUUCUAGAUUUUAAAUCACAGCUUGAAUAUAUAGAUGAGCCUCCGUACAGCAUUAACAAUUCACAUAUUCUCCAAUAUUUACAAUGCAAGGAUUCGAAUAACAAUAUUGGAAACAUUGAAAAUAAUCAACAACAACAACAACAAAAACAGCGACAUUCCCUCCUCUCCUCAUCAUCACUCAUCGAUCAUGAAAACAUUCACAUUUUAGACUUUUUAAAUUUUGCAACACUUUCGAUUGAUUUAAACAAACGAGCACAAAUUUCACAACAAAUUUUGGAAGAUUUGGAAAAUAUCGAAUCAACAUUAUCAUCAACAACACUUCCAACUACAAAUUCCAUAGCCACUCCUCCUCCAAAUUCCAAUUCCUCCUCUACAUCAUCAUCUUCCUCUCCUCUACAUUCGUAUAUUUUUGCCUAUGCAACAUUAUUGCAAUGCUCUACGAAAGUAUCUAUCAAUCACAAUGAACAAGUUGUUUACUUGUUGAAUAGAGCAGAAUAUAAAUUGAGAAAUGCCAUUACUUCAUGUGAAAUGAAUAGAGAGUUGGCUUUGGAUUUUGUUUUGCAAGCCGAGUUGCAUUUUCUAUUGGCAAGAGUUUUAUUCGAAUUGUCAUUUCCUAGAUCUGAUGAAUUGGAAAAGGAAUCUGCAGUGAUGGCUGCCAUGUCUCAGCCAAUUGGUAUGAAAACUGCAACAUCAAGCACUACUAGUUCACAGUCAAUUAGUACUUCAUCUCCAAUUCAGAUUGGUUCAAAUAAUUCUCCAAAGGAAACCUUCUCUGCUCCUGGAGUAAUUGGUAGUUAUUAUGGAACUAGUGUGGGAAUGAGUCAUUCAUUAUCUUCUGAUAAUUUCAUGGCUCUUUCUUUGGAUUCUCCAUUGAGAAAUUCGAGUUAUGGAUCACCUAAUAGUAAUAGUCAUCCAAAUUUAAAGCAAGGAAGUGGCUCACCAUCAUUUAGUCCUCGAGGAAAUACUUCACAGAAAGCAGCUCAACAAGCACAACAGCAAGUUGAUAGCAUUUUCCAGGAUAUUUGUCUUCAUAUGGAUUCUGCCAUUAAAUUCUUUGAAAAAUCAACAGUGAAGAGGAAGAAGAAAGUGGAUCAGGAAUCAGAAGAGAAUACUCCAGUGGAUAUUGUUCAGGAAUCAAAGAGAGCCUACAUGAAUAUGUAUUUUGGGGAUGUUCUCACACAGUGGAGUGUUAGAAGAAAACAGAGAUGGGCUGCCUUGUGUUCCAGAGCACAGGAAAAGUACAAUAUCAGUAUCAAAAUUUGCAUUGACAAGAUACUGCCAAGUUUAAAUCGAGAAAAGACCAUUUGUAUUAAUACUAGAGGAGUGGAACAGUUCACUGAUAAUCAAUGCAUUUAUUCUGCUCUCCAUCAUCAAUGCUUGUACAAAUAUUCUGUAUUAUUACUUUAUUGGGUUAGAAGAAAACGAGAACACACUACCAUUUACUCUGGUGAUGCUAAUUCAGGAGAUGUUAAUUUGGCAAGUUUCGACUAUGAUUCAACAAUGGUUGCUGUGGAUUCUAUUGGAGAAAUUGAAGCCACGUAUUCAGAGAUUCGACCAAAUGCCUUAACUGAUGCUUCAUCACCAUCAGGAUCAACUCCUGAAACUUCUCAAAAAGGAAAUGUUCCUCGACAUGCUCAAUCCAUUUUCAAAAAUUCAGUAGCCACCGAUGCAGAAAAACUGUGUAAGGCAUGUGUGAAAUUGUGGGAAUGUGUUUGUGAGUUGGAGGAACGCAAAUCAAAAGCUUUCCAGGCCAUUCCAGAGCAUACCAUUAAUCCUCAUUAUUAUUUCAGACUUUCCAAUUCUAUUUAUGAAUAUGCCUUACUCUUGAUACCAACUGCAUCCAUUCUCUCUUUCAAUGAUUACUUGGAGACCUAUGACAAUUUGGAAGGAGAACGUUCAAGAACUACCUCUCGUUCUGAAGUUCUAUCUAGUAGUUUAUCGUGGCAUGAUAUGUUUUUUAAAGAUAGAAUGCUCAAUGAUAAGAAGGAUCUUCUCAGAGAAAAUAAUAGAAAAGUUAUUUCGGAUCAAUCCUCCAAAACUGUCAUUCUCGAUGAGAAUAAUAAGGAUGAUUUGAGAUUGAGAUAUAGUUUAAUUUACUCUGAUCAAAUUGGUGAGAUUAACAUUAGAACUAUCUUAACAAGAGAAGCUCUGAUGGAAAAAGCCAUCGAAGCAAUUGACAAGUGUAUUUCACUGACAACGAAAACCAAUACUGAUCUUUUAAUGUUUCACAGUCAACUCUACUUUGAAAUGGGAGCACUGAAAACAACCAGCAUAACCUCUUCGAGCGAAUCACACAUGGUUAACACAAUCAAACAACAUGAUAAGAAAAAGACCCAAAAAUCAGAAGUGGAAAAUCUAUCUGAAAGUAUGAUUGACGAGAAUAGACAGAGAAUGCUGAAGGAAGUUGAUGAACUGUUCACAGUGUCUAUUGUUUCAUUGAACAAGGUUUUGGAAGCAAAACCAAGCCACAUGGUUGCAAUGGCAGUACUCGGAGAAGUUUACUUCUUCUGGUCUCGAUCAAAAUUUGGAAAGGAAUCGGACAAACACAUUCAAAAUGCUAUUGAAAUUUGGACUCGUCUAUUGAACUUCCCUCAACUCACUCUUCCUUACAAUAUUACAUUGGAUCACAUCUCCAAAAUGAUUUCAUUUGCUUUGGAAAUUAGAAAGGGAAUUAUCAUUUGUGAUGGAAUGGGCCUCAAACAAGGAAAAUUGAGAAAGAGUUGGACUGAAAGAUACUUCCUUCUUACCAUUGAAUAUUUUGGAUAUUUCCAAAUCAAAACAACCAAAUCUUUGAAAAAGAAAAAGAUGAAGAAUACCAUCCCAUCUGAUACCAUCGAUUAUGUAAAACAAAACACAGAUGACAAAUUCACAUCCAACAAGAAUUAUCCCUUCUGUUUGGAGGUUGUUUGUAAGAAGAGAACUUUCUAUGUUUGCUACAGUUCACAAGAAGAAUUGGAUAGGUGGGAUGCUGCCUUUGAAUAUGUCAUUCUCAUGAAUCAAAUCAUGUCUGGGGCCAAUUCAAACUUUAAAUAA
Molecule: messenger RNA, 3072 nt
Organism: Naegleria gruberi
Lineage: Eukaryota; Heterolobosea; Eutetramitea; Acrasida; Naegleriidae
Exons: 1
Coding region: 1-3072 (1023 amino acids)
Source: RefSeq, a predicted model, not a curated record